This is a messenger RNA of Daldinia vernicosa, 2898 nucleotides long. RefSeq lists its product as uncharacterized. The record is from RefSeq and is a predicted model, not a curated record. The transcript has 2 exons. Bases 1 to 2898 code for a protein of 965 amino acids. Lineage: Eukaryota; Fungi; Ascomycota; Sordariomycetes; Xylariales; Hypoxylaceae.
AUGUUUUCUCACGCUCUGAUCUUCUUGGUCACCCUUUCCCUCGCAUUCACCUCUAUCCUCACACACCUCUUCUCUUCUAUCCGAGCUAUCACUACUUCUUCUAUCCGCCUUAUCACGAUGCCUUCCCUAGCUACCCUCGUCGCGCCCCUCUACUCUUCUUCCGCCGUCAUCAUCACCCCUCUUCUUACCGGUAUUUUCAUUGCUUUCGGGCGCGUCCUAGGAUGGCCUUCUAUUUCCGAAUUCAUUCCUUUUGUGCUGGGACUUGCCACGUACCUUUUCAAGGUUCACCCAGUACUCGGGUUUGUUUGCGUUACCUUCUUUUCUCUCCUUGCGGUCAUGGUUCUAGGUCUAUCCGACGAGGCCGACGUCUCUACGUGGUUGGUGAUCCCCUGGCUCAUCAUGCAGGCUGGCCUGUGGAUGUAUACAUCCUAUGGUUGGUAUGCUUGGUGGGCCGCGUCCGUCGCUAUCGCCAUCAAGAACUACGGCAUGUCGCCUCCUGUCUGGUGUAUCCCACAGAUCCUUGUUUGUCUGUGGCUCAAGCUACUGUGGUCUGAUCUCAACGAGGAACACAUUCGUCUAUUUGGCUAUCGCCAUUGUCCCGAUUGUGUGACAUACCUUUACAAUGAGCUUCAGAAGCUUGAGUGGAGUCUUGACACCCGCGAACUUAUGAGUUGGGGAGACUGGUCUGUGGCUCUUGUUCGUCGAGUCACAGGGCAGUUCACUACUCGCCCCCUCACUCCCGCCCGCCCUGUCUCUCCUGCCAGUUCUCUCUCUCCCGCUCUCCCUCAGCCAAUCCCGCUGUCGAAUCCCGAUGGUCCCAUGGUUACUUGUGAGCAGGUCACCACUCUUAAGGCUGCCGAACCUGAAGCCUUCUCCAACACGCAGAGAGUGUACCGCCCACACCGACUUGUGAGUAACCAGCAGAAGGGUAAACAGCAACAUGAAAGGCCCUUGAUCGAAUUCCCGCCAAGUACUUUUCGUACCUUUAGGCCUCUUUCUACUGCUCGACCCCUUUCCACCGCUCGACCUCUCUCUGCCCUUACGCCUCGUCCUGCCACCAACCCUUUUGUCAAGCGUACCUCAUGGUCGGAUCACUUCACUCUUCCCCUCAAGUAUCAAAGGCAGCGGGAACGGCAGCGGGAACGGGAACUUGAGAUGAUCCGUCUCGAGCGCGAAAGUCUCGAACAGGCUAACAGGAUGAGUCAUCCUACACCCUCGGGCAACAUAGGUUUCUUUGCGCCCACUUUCCUCAACGGUGCCCCUAUCUUCGGUGCGCUGGCCGUAUCUGCUCCUGUGCCGGUUCCUGAGAUUCAGCUACCCCCCCAGCCAACUUACCAGCAGGUGUUCCACCAGCCGGAAUGGGUGCCCGAGUCUCAGCCGCCCCAGCUUGCGUCAGUGGUUGUGUAUCCAGCCAACAAUGUCAACAUCAACACCCCUUGUGAACCAGCUGUUCCUGCGCUGGGCCAAGCCGUUUACACUGCCAACCACAUCGCUACGCCUUUCCAUGUCCCGCCCCAAGAGCCAGCGCCAAUUGUACCAGUACCCAUGGACGUGGACAGCCCGGAGCAGGAGGAAGACCCGGCACCAGAACCUAUGGAGGUCGAGGAGGAAGAAAAGCCUGGCUUGAUGUCGGCACAGGAGAUGGAGGACGAGCUUGUUGAACAUUUCAACAACCUGGCCAGCACCAGCGACAACACCAAUGUUGGCCAGAGCGACAAGCCGGACGACGAGCCAGGCUACGAGAGCCUGGACGAUCGUAUGGGUGCCUCGCCAUUCAACGACUGCAAGAUCAGGAAGGAUCAAACCCCUGCCAAGUCUCAGUCGCAGCCCAUACAGCCUCCAUCGACAUCGACAUCGCAAAGCAAAAGCCUUGGUGGUGGGCUGCAGGCAAGCAUGUACAAUGUCAACAACCUUGCUUCCGCAGCGCAGACGCCAUCGUCCCAGGCUCUGCCAUCAGCACUGCAGCCGAAGCCGACAGUCAAUCAGUCACCAUUGACCAAGGCGUUCGCUCAGCUCUCAUUCCCGCAGAUGCCACUACCUCAGGCUCAGGCUCAGCCGACAAUCGCCCAUUCGACAUCCGCCCCGCCAAUGUCUCUGUUCUCAGUCCCGCAGAUGCAACUACCCCAGGUCCCGCCCUCCACGCCUCAGCCGAAGCAGACAGUCCAGCAGAUGCCGCUGCCCCAGGCUCUGCCCCAGACGCUUCAGCCUCAGCCGACAACCCCUCAGGUGACCUGGCCCCAAACUGCGCCCUCGACAUCGCAGCCUCAGCAGACGACGACGCCCAAGGCCCUGCCCCCCCUGAAGCCCGAGCAGACAACCCAGCAGAAGCCAUCGACCCAGGCUCCGCCCCAGACGCCCAAGCUUCAGCCGACAACGUCGCAACUGCCCCUGCCCGAGACUAUGCCAUCGACGCCUACGCCUAAGCCUAAGCAGACAACCGCGCAGGAGCCAUCGUCCCAGGCACUGCCCCCGAUGCUAAAGGCCCAACAGGCAAUGGCAUCAUCAAGGCGGAUUGCCACGCCAAAAUCGCGAAUGGCGCUGAUUAACCAACGCCAGGCCGAGAAGCCAUCUUCUUCGACGACGGCGGCCCAAGAGCCUGCUAAGAAGUCCCGCCCCCAGGCCCGAAAAGCCCCUCGUCUUCCGGGAAAAUCCAAGCCAGAGAAUGCCACGUCGGUCCUUUACACCGAGCCCGUUGACCCUAAGGGCAAAGGUCCUGCAGUUGACCCUAAGGGCAAAGGUCCUGCAGCUAAGCCCGCGGCAUCGCAACCGGAAAUCGUCGAUGAGGAAGAGGACUUUGAAGACAAGGUCUGUGAGUUUAUGGAUAGUGGCAUGGGCCAUGAACAGGCCCAUAUCAUGGCAGAGCACUAUUUCAACCAGCGAAGACUAAACCGUCGUUGA